CACACCGAUUUCAUGGCAGGUCCGCUUUUUACUUUUAUCUGCAAAUUUUGUGUUAUUAACCCAUGAAACCUCAUUAUUUUGAUGUCGGCACUGUUUCUGUUUUCUUCCGGUCGACGAUUAAAUGUAAAUAUACGUUAUUUACAGGCCAAAAGUUAUGUGAUUGAUGGACGCGGCCAGAAUCAAAUAAUAACCAUAAAUUAAUAUGGACGCUAAAGUGCACAAAAAAGGCAGUGAAACAGGUGAAGCCCUGGCCCAACAACAGGCACCACCAGACGCUGCCUGUCACAAAGAACCUGUGUGUGGUGACGCAGAUUUCUCAGGAAACAUCCUGUCCGAAGAGAUGGAAAAGACUAUUGUUGAAUCGGCAAUAAGUGAAAUGGGCGAGGAGGACUUGGACGAAGCAGUUCGAAACUUUGCCAAUCUGGCGAACUCAAAUUUUGACGAAUUUUUGGACGAUGGACUUGAAGCAGUUGCAAUUCCGGAGUUGCCCACAUUAGAAACCCUGUGUCCUGUUCCUUUAGAAAUUGCGACAGGAACUGCAACAGAAACCUUAGAAAAAUCUCCACAAGAUACGCCUGCACAACAAGCAUCUGCAGAAGACUUGGAAAUAGUAAUGCUCGGCUCAAGUAGUGAAAAUGCAGCCCCGUUUGUCAUCAAAGAAGAGCAUGUCUCCGAUGAUGAGAUGAUGGAUACGACUGUUGACCACUUCCAAUCGAACCAGCCAGAGGCACCGCAGCAUGAAGAAUCACUGAUGCCCAAUCUUCCUGCUGACUUUGGCUUGAAAAGUUUUGACUGGGAUGAGCCAGAGAAGGAGGUGACUAAGGUGGAUGCACCCAGCACCUUUGAAUUUGCAAUCAAAAUUAGAAGUGACUUGAUGAAAUCCCAAAAACAAACUCAAGAGGAGGAGGAGGAGAAAAUCGAGGUAAAGAAAGAAAAAGAGUUGGUUAUUGAAAAGCCAGAGGUGGAGGCAGAAGAGUCAAAUUCGACAAAAGCAAGUGUUCGAGAUAGUUCUGAUGAAUCCGACAGCGCCUCCAAAGUUGAAAAGAAGAAGGUAAAAAAGAAAAAGAAAGAAAAGGAGAAACAGAAAAAAUUGAAACCACCUGUUUAUCCAAAACCUGCUGCUGUGAGGGCAGGGGUGCGACUUGUGGAACAUGGAACACCUGCUCAGUGGUUGGUGGACGCUGUUCGGAUCAUGUUGAGGCAAAAGCAUAUCUAUUCAGCUCAAGAUAUGGACACUUGUCUUGACCAGCUGACCACUCUUCCAUGCAUAGUCAAACUGCAGCAGCUGACGGAAGCCCAGAUCAAAGAGGCGUGCAAGCUAAAGAAGAAGGAAAGCAGCCCACCACAGAAUUACACUUCUCCAAAGGUGAAGGUCAACAGAAACGAAAUGCUAGACAUGGUUUUGGCCAAAGAGGAAAUGUGGAAGGACGAAGCCAAGCAGCAGAAGAAGGAUGAGGAGCUUAAAAAGCGCAAGGUAGAGGGGAAGGACAAGGAAAAGAAGAAAAAGAGGAUCCGUCUGCUGUCGUCCGGUGAUGAGUCGGACACCGAUACCAAAUUGGUGAAAACGUCAAAGAAGGUUGAGACUGAAAAGGAGAAAUCAAAAAGCGAGAAGAGGAAGAUUGAGACCCCUGAGCCAGUGGAGGAAGUACCAUCGGAAGGAGAGCGGUCCAGAGACAGUAGCAUUUCAAGAGGAGAUGAAAGGGCAAAAGAAAAGGCUGACCAAGAAAAGUCGCUGUCAAGGAGUGAUUCUAGAAAUGAAGAGCAAGUCAAGGAGAAGAAAGAGAAGGAUGUAUCUCUGGAGAGGAGCGAUUCCAGGUCGGAGGAAAGAAAGGAAAAGGAGCGCAAGGAAAAGAGGCAGAAAGAGAGGGAGCAACGAGACAAAGAGAAGGAGAAGGAAGUAAAAGAAAAGGAGAAAGAGUUCAGAGAAAAAGAAAAAGAGCUGAGGGAAAAGGAAAGAGAGAAAAACAAGAAGCAAAACAAGGCAGAGAAGAGUAGUGAUGCAAAGCAAAAUGUAGAAAUUCCAAAGCCCUUGCAAACACCAUCUUUCAAGAUUCCAAAACGAGCCGAACCUGUUAAACCAAAGGAAACUAAAGAAUUUUCAAUCCUUCCCACACCACCACAAGACCCACGGAGGUUUGAAAAGAAAAUUAUCGUCCAAAAGAUGCCUCGAGUUGAAAGAAAGGCAAUCACAGUGGAGAGGUCAGCGCAGACAGAUCCUCUGAGCUGCUUGAGAAACUACAGCGGGCCCUCGGUAGAAGACCUCAUGCUUUUGGCCAGACAGCAGAUCCGAGAGGCUCCAAUUAUCCUGGCAAGAUGGUCUCGAAACCCGCCCGUGGCCACUGGAGACCUUGUGCGUUUCCAACGUGAAAUGCAAAAGUCCGAGGCUGACAGGAAGGCCAACAAGAUUGACUUGGAAAAGCGCAAAGACGCAGAGAGACUAAAGCAGAAGAUUUCCAUGAACGACUACAAGAAUAGGAAGUACACUCCAAAGCCGCUUAGCAAACUGGGCCAUUCGGAGAGAAAGCACCAAGAGGCCCACAUGCGCAGGGAGCAUAGACUCCAUGAAGGGUCGAUGACAAAUGGAGCCAAACAAUCAUUAGCAAAUGAGGAAACGAGCCAGGCUGUUGCUCAAAGGAUUGAAGAUAGGAAAGCUUCAAGUUUGAGUUCGCGGCACAGGAGAAGCCCUUCAAAAUCCAGUCACCACAUUCCACCUGAUGGUGAUAAUAUUGAUAAUGAGCCAUUGUCUUACACACCUCCGAUAAAUUCCCCGGACGCUCCUCCCACUCCCACACAGGAUGAGUUAGACCUGAACAGUAUUGUGAAAACGGGAAGUUCAUUCCUUGCCCCCAGUACUCUACAGCCUGGAGGCCAAACUCCGGGAAAUAUUUCACUUGACGAGAGAUUGCGGUCAACCCCGUUCAUCAUGCAAAUUGCCCAAAACGCAGUUCCGCUUCCAGUUCCACAUCCGAAUAGCUCACCAUUGACCCAAAAUUCACCAAGGCACUCAAUCUUCCCCAUGCAUUCUGCAACCCCUCCACAAAUAGGAAGCGACGCUUCAGGAAGUCCAGCUGUUGGAAAUGGUCCUGGAUUCCCAUACAACUCGCCAACUGCCUUCAAUGUUCCUCAACCAGUGCCUCCACCAGCGGUACUCGCACCUGUACCGCCUCCAUCGAAGGUCAAUGCUUGGAGUGCAACAAAUCUUGAAGUACAAGACUUUGAUAGACACAUUAGUGGCCACCACUUGCCUGCUCAUUAUAGGGACACCUCAGUUGAAGUUGGAUUCUGGAACAAAAUAAGAGAUGAAUACUGCAUACCUGAGUUUCUUAUAAACCGAUGCAUUAGAGAAAUGAAAGGUCCACCAGGCUGCAAAGUUCCAAGGUGUCCUCAGUUGCACGAGCUGGUUCCAAUGAGCUCGAACAUGCAUCAGUUGAGCAGCACCAAAGCUUUGGAGUGCUUCUUGUCCAUUCGCCAGAAGCAGUUCGUCGCCUACUAUCAAACUUGCUUCGAGGAAUUAUUGAAAAAAUUAGUCCGGUCUAGGGAACCACGCCUUCUCUUGUGCCUGUGUUAUGAAGUUAUGUUCCGUGAAGAUGAACUCGGCUCUUACUGGUGGAACAGACUGAUAGAAGCGUUGCUGCAGCUCUCUGACGUCAUUGAAGUGGAAAACGCCUUUGAAGUCAAGCGGGUGUUAGUUUAUGUGAUGAACCACAGGUGUUGCACCCUGAUGCUGAGGAAUGACAUUGCCCGCCUCAGCAUCCGAACGUUCCAGCAUCUGCCCGACGUCCUCAACCAGUUGUUCAAAGAUAGAAACUUUGUUGCUCACAAGAGCAUUGUGGAAAUUCUCAUCGAACAUGUUCUGCUGAACAAAGAACAGCCCUGGGUAACGUUGGCCUUGGAGAUUCUGAUUGCCAAUGUUUCGGAGACAGUGUGGCGCUGCUUCAAACACGGAGUCAUCCAAGACUUGGCACUGCUUUGCGGAGAAGCCGAAAGGGUUUCUCUUUACUCAAAAUCAGGGCGAACGCCACCUUCAGCCACUCAAACAUUUUCAGCCCCUAAACCUUCAAAGCCAGUGCAACUCCCUCCCCCUCCAAUGCAAGUGGUGGUGCAGCCACCACUUCCUGCACAAAAUCCUCCUUUGCCUCCUCUCAAUCCUCCCUUGCCUCCACCAGAAGCUCCAGCAGCUCCACCACCACCCCCUCCUGUGUCUCUUAUUCCACCUCCCCUGCCACCGUCUUUGCUAAUGACUGGAGUGGACCCCAAUGAAUUGAACAGGCCAUACAGUCCCACUGAAAAAGCGGACGAUGAACUUGACGAUCCAAUUGACCUGGAAUACAAUCCCGAGACAGUCACCAAGCUGUGCUUUGGCCAUGACAAACCUGAAUUGAUUAAAGAUCUGUACGCCCGAAUGUUGAGAGCAGCUGAGUCAAAUGAUUUGUCACGAAUCACUUCCAUUGUGCUUCGACAUCCAGGUGACAAAUUGCCUAGAGGGCGAAUUUUGUACAGUGUUUUGAAAGAAAAGAUGUUAAGACCUAGUCAAGGAUUUCUCAAAAUUUCUACAGCUGCGAAUGCUAAAAGCAAUACACAAGCUGCUCUGGUUCAAAAAUUCCACAUUCUCUUGGGGACUGUUGGAAUCAACAUUCUGCUGGACUUGGUUGACCAAGAUUUAAUGAACGACGCACUCGCUGUUUAUUUGACUGUGAAAACUAUGUCACAACUUAGUUGGGAGAACGUUACCUCUUACAGAGACAACCCAAUCACACUAGAACAAAUUCUCCUUAAAAGCUGCAAAAUGUGCUUCAGAAUGGGCCAAGCAGCUGAGGCUUUUGAACUGCUUAAAAGAUUUAAUCAGACGACGGGCCACAGAGGGUCUAAAGACUUACUAGAUGUGCUGGAGCUGCUGAUACAAAACUUUGUCAAUGAGCACAGAUACAAAGAAUCCCUUGUUCUAUGGACUCACGCCAGAGAAACCAAGUUAAAGUUUUGCCAAACUAACAACCUAUCAAAGGAGCUCCCCAAAAACACAAACUCUCUUAUGGUGCGGCUACUGAACAGCAACGACGUUGAUCUGGUGCUGCAGAUGUGGAAAGAAAUGAGGGACUUCCCUCAAUGUCUCGACAAGAUUACAACAAGGGCAGUUGUGCACAGGCUGUGCAGAUUUAAUUUAGACUUUGCAUUGGAUGCUUAUCAUGCAGGCAGACUAAACUCUGCUUAUCCUCCACAAAUGACAAAUAAUAGACAGGUGAAAAUAUUUUCAUAUUGGACAUAUGAAGAGGUUUAUGUUAUUAUGGAGGAUGUCUUAAGAAGACUAGAGAAUAACAUGAAAGGAACUGACAUUUCCGACUUUUCACUCAACAUUAUGUUGGAGGAAUUGCCCGAGCCGCCGUCAUCAACAGACACAAUUGAAGAUGUGACAAUGCCUUUUGUAGAAAACAGCUUGCAAAGUUUGCAGACUAGAGUGGAUGAAGCCUUGUCAAAAAUGAACCCAUCUAUUGUACUGAAUCCAACUCGUGGAGAUCUGAAAAAUCUUCGAGCCAAUCCAGUUUCUCUCAGGUGCCACCUUGUCCAAAGACGAAUCAGGGCCCAACAUGUUAGGCAGCAACAACAGCAGCAGCAGAAGGUUAUGUCUCAGUAAUCAAAUUGUUACUCCUCUUAUUUAUUUAAAAAAAAAACACGCUUCGAGAGCAAUUCCUCCCGAUGUUUUUAUUAACAGAUGUUAAGCGACUGUUCGUGUUGCACACAGCCGUUAGAAAAUAAAAUAGCUUUAAUGAUAAACAUUAAA
Messenger RNA from Neocloeon triangulifer, 5776 nucleotides. RefSeq lists its product as uncharacterized. The record is from RefSeq and is a predicted model, not a curated record. The coding region runs from base 203 to 5629 and encodes 1808 amino acids. The transcript is spliced from 16 exons. Lineage: Eukaryota; Metazoa; Arthropoda; Insecta; Ephemeroptera; Baetidae.